GCUGCCCGCUCGCUCCCCGCCGCCCCCCAUGAGCGCAGCCCCGCGCGGCCCGGGUCCCUAGGCGGCGGGGCGCCCCCCAUGCUGCUGCAGCCCGCGCCGUGCGCCCCGAGCGCGGGCUUCCCGCGGCCCCCGGCCGCCCCCGGCGCCAUGCACGGCUCGCAGAAGGACACCACAUUCACCAAGAUCUUCGUGGGCGGCCUGCCCUACCACACCACCGACGCCUCGCUCAGGAAGUACUUCGAGGGCUUCGGGGACAUCGAGGAGGCCGUGGUCAUCACCGACCGCCAGACGGGCAAGUCCCGCGGCUACGGCUUCGUGACUAUGGCCGACCGGGCGGCAGCUGAGAGGGCUUGCAAAGACCCCAACCCCAACAUCGACGGCCGCAAGGCCAACGUGAACCUGGCCUAUCUGGGUGCCAAGCCGCGGAGCCUCCAGCCGGGCUUUGCCAUCGGCGUCCAGCAGCUGCACCCCACCUUGGUCCAGCGCACGUACGGGCUGACCCCCCACUACAUCUACCCGCAAGCCAUCGUCCAGCCCAGCGUGGUGAUCCCCGCCGCCCCGGUGCCACCACUGUCCUCGCCCUACAUCGAGUACACGCCAGCCAGCCCCGCCUACGCCCAGUACCCGCCGGCCGCCUACGACCAGUACCCGUACGCCGCAUCCCCCGCCACAGCCGCCAGCUUCGUGGGCUACAGCUACCCGGCUGCCAUGCCCCAGGCCCUGUCGGCCGCCGCGCCCACAGCCACUGCCUUCGUGCAGUACCAGCCCCCGCAGCUGCAGCCCGACCGGAUGCAGUGAGGCCGCUGGCCCACGUCGCGGCCACUGUGCUCUGGGUGUGCCCGUACCUGUGCCUCUGGAGACCCCGCGGGACCCCGCUGCACCCCGGGGACAGCCUGUAGUCCGCGCCUCCUUGAGUCCAGGACCCGAUGUGACUUGAGGGUGGACUUAGAGAGAAAGGAAUGCCCGAGGGCUACCUGAAAACGCGCCCCAGCUCGCGCUCGUCACCAGCCUGCUUCCUCCAGCUUCCCGGCCAUCCCUGCACUGAGCUGCCCACGGGCCUGUCGCCCGCAGCCCGGUGGGGCCUCCUCCACCGCCACUGACCCCGGCCACCCUUUGGGUGGCUCAGAAACUGCCCCUCAGCGAUGCCUUACUCCAGGGAACCCAGGACCAGUGAAGGGAGUUGCCUAUUUAUUGUAGCUCCAUCCGCACAAGCUGUGAAGGCGGCGGGAGGUGUGUCAUUUCUGCGUGGCGGCCCCCCCAGACCCGAGGGCCCAGAACCGUGAGGAGCCCGCCACGCCCUUGCCUGCCGGGGAAGCCCCGCAACUCUUUUCUUACCAUCAUAGUUUUGCUACUAAGGUGAUUUCAGAAUUUCAGUCUAUUUUUUCAACGGAGAUUGCCGCCAUCAAGAAUCCCGAGCCCAUUUGUAACUUUGAGGAAUCCCCUUUUGUCGACGGCUCCGCCCCAGGAGACGGUGACAGUGUUUCUGUAUUUCACGCAUCUGUUGGCUCCCUGCAGGCGCCCUGGGAGGGUGGGCGUCUCCGGACCGAGCAGGAGGUCCCGCUCAGCGACAGUAAGUUGUCUUGGAAGCUUGUCCCCGCCCCUCUUCCCGCCACCCGGCGCCUCCCAGGGCAGGAGGGCAUGGGGCCCCAGGGCAUGCAGCUGUGGGCAGGACCACGGCGUCCAGGCCAGCUGGGUGGGGAGGCUCGGAGCGUGAUGGUGUGCUGCCCUCCGUCUUGGUGCCGCCUGUUGGGUGCCACCCCGAGCUGCCAGACCUGGGGCUCGGUGGAGAGGCGAGGCCGGGGGGCUCCUGGAGGGGGUGGUGGGGCCUGGGGAGUCUCCAGGAGGGCCGGCCCUGCUUGGAGGAGGCGGGGAGGGUGAGAUGAGGGGUGGCCUGGCCGGGAGCGGGGCACUGGGGCUGUCCCUCCGGACCUACCUCAGGGAAGCGGGGCCUCUGGCUGCGGCCCGGCGAGCGCCUGGCGGUGCCCCCGGCACAGGCUCAGGGUCCGGGAGAUAAAGGUAGCUAAUGUUAUAAUAAUAUUUUUAUUAGGAUGUUCUGAUUAUAAAAAUAAAACCUGUUUUCUUUAAAGAAAAA
Molecule: messenger RNA, 2092 nt
Organism: Equus caballus (horse)
Lineage: Eukaryota; Metazoa; Chordata; Mammalia; Perissodactyla; Equidae
Gene: RBM38
Product: RNA binding motif protein 38
Biological process (GO): regulation of RNA splicing
Cellular component (GO): cytosol; nucleus
Molecular function (GO): mRNA 3'-UTR binding
Source: RefSeq, a predicted model, not a curated record